This is a messenger RNA of Aspergillus nidulans FGSC A4, 2064 nucleotides long. Its product is annotated as J domain-containing protein. NCBI's taxonomy places the organism in Eukaryota, Fungi, Ascomycota, Eurotiomycetes, Eurotiales, Aspergillaceae. The record is from RefSeq and is a predicted model, not a curated record. The coding region runs from base 32 to 1582 and encodes 516 amino acids. The transcript has a single exon.
UCCCCUCUGUCGGUUUGUUUCUUUCGAAAGCAUGACAGUAUUACCUGAUUUCGACCCCUACGAAGCGUUGGGGGUAUCCAAAGAUGCGACCCUGGCUGAGAUCAAAUCUUCACAUCGAAAACUCGUAUUGAAAUGUCACCCCGACAAGAUCAAGGACGAGUCGUUGCGCAGUGAGGCCCAGACCCAAUUCCAGAAAGUACAGCAGGCGUACGAGUGCCUGUCCGAUGAGACAACCAGGGCCAAGUAUGAUAACAAGGUGAAAUUGGCCGAACUGAAGCGCGAGAUGGCGGCGCGCGGCGCUUCAUAUACUCGUCCAAAUACGCGCGAGUACCGCGAUGGACGGAUCUACGAAGAACGAGUCCCCGCCGAUGCUCGAUCGUCUUCCGAGAAUUUCUUUGAAGAAGAGGGUCGCUAUACCGAGUCACCACGACCUACGUCACGAAAACACGCUGAGUAUGGUGCGCGCCCACGUUCGAGGGCCACCACCGAUGAGAAGAGGAGGUCGUCCAAGGCUGCGCCAUCGUCUAGUGCUGCGCAUGCCGCCAAAAAGGAGGCUCGCGAUUCCAGAAAAGCCUCCCGAGCGGAUCGGGACAAGGUCCGAACCAAGGAACGGAAACGGGAGAGCCACGAUAAGUACAUCCAUAUUAUUGAUGUCGAUUCCGACGACUCUUCAGCCAGCUCGGAGGUGUAUUUCAUACCUGUAAAGAAGCCCUCCGACAAGCGAUAUCGAGAUGCGAAAACCAGACCGACCGAAUCAGUUCCUCGAUCUUCCAAGGCUCGUUACCGUGAUGAGGACGACUACGACUCUGAUGAUUACAAGCACGAUAAGGUUGAUGUGCUGUCUUCCCGUGCGACUGAUUAUAUUCGCCGUUCAAAGGAAACCAUUCCCGAACCUGAUCGACGCCACCGCUCGUCUCGCUCUCCUCAUGGUUACGAGUCUGGAGAACAUUCAGGUCGAUCAAGACGAUCUACCAGACCUCCUACGUCUCACCACAGUUCUUAUGAGCAUCUUGACCAUGCUCCACGAACUGUUCCCUCAAUGCCCACCGCCUCAACGUUCCCCGGCCCGCAAACAUCGCAUCACUCCCGGUCUUCGGGCCAUGUACGUUCUGAUUCCCGUACUCGCCGGACGGAGCACGUCUACCUCGCUGAGAUAAGAACGUCAAAACUGCGAGGUGAGAGGUCCGACUCGGGCUACGCGAGCUCAAGCCCAACUCCAGAGAUCCCUGAGAUUUCGCCGAAAGCCUCGCGCUAUAAGACUGGGCCUGAACCAGUUCUCAUAGAGCCCAGGUCACAGGGACCACCACCACCGCCGCUUUUGAGACACUCAAGAACAUACUCGCCGCCUCGUCAAGAUCGGCCGAAUAUUGUGAGGAGCACUACCUACACUUACCCUGUCGACUCGUCGCAGUCCUCUCGCCGACCGCUCUACCGGGAACUCGAUCCGGUAGAUGCACGCAUCAAAGAGAGAGAGUUAAGGCGAGCAAGAGAUGUUCAGUACAUCCCUUCUGCGCAUGCUGCACGCUCCUCCGACUAUACCCGGCCCGUUGGCUCUGGACGACGGACAUCUGCUUAUGCCUAGAACUACAGUUUGAUAGUUUCGACCCCUACUUUUAUCUUCAGCCUCGUGAUUUAUCUCUCACCCCAUGACUCUACGAUAACGCAUUUUACCCGGUUGCAUACUCAGGUUAUCUUUAGACAUUGAUUCGGUCUGCACUCAGACACCAUCUCACUUAUAGAGAUAUUAUCAGUAUGAUGUUUUCUCACAUUUUUCUUUCUCAGCAUCGUUUAUUCCGUCCAUUUGCUAUAUCUGGCGCUUAAUCGGUUUACUUUGGAUACAUAUAGUUCUUAUCAUUUUUGUUUUAUGUUUUAUUUCGGUGAGUUCGCAGGGUGGGUUAACUUGGUGGCCUGGGGCUCAGGACCAGGAGUACUGUUUACAUCGGUUUGUCUAUUAUCUUACGACUACCAUCACUACUUUAGUAUUCAUUAACGACAGCAACGACUUACAGCCACGAGAUUAGGAUCAGUUUAUCCUAGCUAUUUAUUGCAUUGAUUUUAUAGUGU